GCCGCCGCCGCCGCGGCUCCCACAAUGCUCGCGUGGCCCCGCUUGGGUUCCCGUGGCGGCGGCGGCUCCAAGAUGGCGCAGACGAUCUUCGAGGCCCUGGAGGGAAUGGACAAUCAGACCGUCCUGGCUGUCCAGUCGUUAUUGGAUGGUCAAGGAGCAGUCCCUGAUCCAACAGGCCAGAGUGUCAGUGCACCCCCUACUAUCCAGCCACUAGAUGAUGAGGAUGUCUUUCUCUGCGGGAAGUGUAAGAAGCAGUUCAACUCACUGCCGGCGUUUAUGACCCACAAGCGGGAACAGUGCCAGGGGAAUGCCCCGCCCCUGGCCACAGUCUCACUGGCCACCAACAGCAUCUACACGCCUUCGGCAGCACCCACAGCAGUCCAGCAGGCCCCACCUCCUACGAAUCGCCAGAUCUCCACGUACAUCACAGUGCCCCCGUCCCCACUGAUCCAGACCUUGGUGCAGGGGAACAUCUUGGUGAGCGAUGAUGUGCUCAUGUCUGCCAUGUCAGCUUUCACAUCCCUGGACCAACCCAUGCCCCAGGGGCCCCCGCCUGUGCAGAGCAGCCUGAACAUGCAUUCUGCACCCAGCUACCUCACCCAGCCUCCACCCCCGCCUCAACCCCCUCCACCACUGCCCCCACCCCCACCCCCUCAACCCCCACCCCCACCACCUCAGAGCCUGGGUCCCCCCGGGCGUUCCAACCCUGGCGGGAAUGGCGUGGUGGAGGUGUACAGUGCCACUGCACCCCUGGCUGGAAGUGGAACAGUGGAGAUCCAGGCAUUGGGAAUGCAGGCCUACCCACCCUUGGAGGUGCCAAACCAGUGUGUGGAGGCUCCAGUAUACCCCACCCCCCCAGUGUACAGCCCCGGCAAACAGGGAUUCAAACCAAAAGGACCCAACCCCACUGCCCCCAUGACCAGCACCACUGGGGGCACCGUGGCCACCUUUGACUCCCCACCAACGCUGAAGACCCGACGGGCCAAAGGUGCCAGUGGACUCCCAGAAGCUGCAGGGAAGCCAAAGGCUCAGAAACUCAAGUGCUCAUACUGUGACAAGUCAUUCACCAAAAACUUCGACCUGCAGCAGCACAUCCGAAGCCACACUGGUGAGAAACCCUUCCAGUGCAUUGCGUGUGGCCGUGCCUUUGCCCAGAAGUCUAAUGUCAAGAAGCACAUGCAGACUCACAAGGUGUGGCCUCCAGGGCGCAGUGGUGGCACCAUCUCUCGCAACUCUGUGACUGUGCAGGUCAUGGCCCUGAACCCCAGCAGGCAGGAGGAUGAGGAAAGCACAGGGUUGGGCCAGACACUGUCGAGUGCCCCACAGCCCCAGGCCUUGCCCACAGCAGGUGAGGAUGAAGGGGAGAAGCUGGAGGGCAAGCAGGUGGUCCUCAUCGAUAGCUCCUACCUAUGUCAGUUCUGCCCCAGCAAGUUCAGCACUUACUUCCAGCUCAAGUCCCACAUGACCCAGCAUAAGAAUGAGCAGGUGUACAAGUGUGUGGUCAAAAGCUGCGCCCAGACGUUUCCGAAGCUCGACACUUUUCUGGAGCACAUCAAGAGCCACCAGGAGGAGCUGAGCUACCGCUGCCACCUCUGCAGCAAGGACUUCCCCUCACUGUAUGACCUGGGCGUGCACCAGUACUCCCACAGCCUCCUGCCGCAGCACAGCCCCAAGAAGGACAGCACGGUCUACAAAUGUGUCAAAUGUGUGAACAAAUACUCUACCCCUGAGGCCCUGGAGCACCACCUACAGACCGCCACCCACAACUUUCCCUGCCCACACUGCCAAAAGGUGUUUCCUUGUGAACGCUACCUGCGGCGUCACCUGCCCACACAUGGCAGCGGGGGCAGGUUCAAGUGCCAGGUGUGUAAGAAGUUCUUCCGGCGGGAGCACUACCUCAAGCUGCAUGCUCACAUCCACUCAGGUGAGAAGCCCUACAAAUGCUCAGUGUGUGAGUCCGCAUUCAACCGCAAAGACAAACUGAAGAGACACAUGUUGAUCCAUGAGCCAUUCAAGAAGUACAAAUGCCCCUUCUCGACACACACAGGCUGCAGUAAGGAGUUCAACCGGCCAGAUAAGCUGAAGGCUCAUAUCCUCUCCCACUCUGGCAUGAAGCUCCACAAGUGUGCCCUGUGCAGCAAGUCCUUCAGCCGCCGCGCCCAUCUCGCUGAGCACCAGCGCGCCCACACAGGCAACUACAAGUUCCGCUGUGCUGGCUGCGCCAAGGGCUUUUCCCGCCACAAAUACCUCAAGGAUCACCGUUGCCGCCUCGGACCCCAAAAGGAUAAGGACCUGCAAGCCCGGCGGCCCCCCCGGAGGAGGGCAGCCCCCCGCAGUGGCAGCAGUGGUGGACACAAGGUGGUGACCCCCCUGCCUGACCCACUGGGGCUGGAGGAGUUGAAGGACCCAGGGACUGGGCAGGUGCCCGAGGCUGCCCCAGGCAAGCCACCCUUCUCAGAGCCGGAUGCCGUGCUGUCCAUCGUAGUAGGUGGCACGGUGGGCAGUGAACCUGAGCUGGUAGUGCCUGGGCAUGCCGAGGGCCUGGGCCCCAACCUGGCACUGGCAGAGCUACAGGCAGGGGCUGAUGGCCCGUGUGCCAUGCUUGCUGUGCCUGUCUACAUCCAGGCCUCUGAGUGAUGGACCCAUGGUGUUUGCUCCCAUAGCCCAGCCUGAUGCUCAUCUUUGGGUCCACAGCCUCUGGAGACAGAUAAGAUCCUUCCCAGUGGAAGCGAGCUGUCAGCAGAGAUGGCCUGUGACUGCCCUGCCGUGUCUCCCUAUCCUUCUGGAAAGCCCUGUAGCGUUCUGGAACCUGGGGCAGGGCUGCUUAUGGCUUCCAGGCAGGAGUGAUAGCAAGAGAGAUGGCUGAAUCUGAGUGGCCCAGGGUUUGGCUGGUGCAGGCUUGUAGUUGGGGUGCCUAAACAGAAAAGACAGGGUGGCCCUGCCCACCCCGCUCUGGGCUGCCUUAGGGCUGGCCUGCAGUCAGGUUGCUCUUUGAGCAGCCUGACAUGGUCAGAGCCCUUUUCUGCUAUACCUUUUUCAUAUGGUUCCUCACAGCAUCUUCAGAUGACUCUGAUGUAGGCACUUAGGAGGCACUUGAGUGCUGUGGUUAGAGUGCAGCUAUCAGCCAGAUCUGGCUUCAAAUUCAAGUGCUGCUACUCACUGCUGUGUGACCUUGGGUAAGUCACUUCACCUCUCUGAGCCCUGUGUUCCUCAUCUGUACAAUGUGGGUAAUGACAGCACUACCUCUAGGGCUGCCAUGGGGAUCUGGUAUGAUGAAAUGUGCAAAGGGUUCACAUAGUGCCCGGCACUUGGAAAGUGCUCAGUAAAUGUUUCUGUCAACAUGUGUGUCCACAUGGCUUGGACCCUAGCUUUGGCAGUUUCCUUCUUAGUCUCUAUGUGGCAACAUUCUCCCCUCCAAAGUGUUUGGGGGCUGAGGGGGUCUUGGUCCCUCAUAGGACUGUCUGCCCCAUUAGCCUUGGAGAAGUUUUGUGCCCCCAGAAUGGCUGUUUCAGAACAUAGCCCUUGGAAACACCCAGAAGGAAGAGUUUCUACUCUCUUUUGAAAAUGCAGGCUCCUGGGCCUUGCCCCCAAACCCUUUGGAAUCAGAAACUCUGACUAGAGCCAGUGGUCCACCUUGAGCAGGUCUCUGGAUGGCCAUAGAUGCCCCUGCAUCCAGCAUCCCCUUCCCCAUCACCAGCUAGUCCAGGGGUAAGUAAAAAAACCAGGCUCGUUGGGAGGCUGGGAGAGAGAAAAGGGGCCUUGGCUGAGUUUCCUAGUUUAUUUUCACUACCACCCUGCCGGGCCACAUUGCCUCAGUUACAGACGAAACUGAGGCUCAGGAGGGGACAGGGCAGGACGUGGCAGAACUGUUGGACUCAGUUUGAUAACCGAGUUUCCUUGAAGGCUAGCACAUCCCUCAGACAUUUGUGCUGGGGCCCAGAACUGGAGCUCAGAGCAAGCCUGGCUUCCUCACACCCUCAGGAAGGGUAGGAAGCAAUGGGAGGGACAGAUGAGUCCGCUGAGGGGGUGAGAGCUUUAAGUGUACCCAGCCCUCAUGAAAGCCAAGAGAAGGGCUGGUGGAGAUGGGAAGUCUCUUUGAAGGACAUGACAUUUGAGCUGGGCCUUGAUACAGAGUAGGUUUAUGUGUGUUUGUGUGUGUUUGUGUGUGUUGUUGUUUCUUUUGUUAAUCUUUGCGUGAGGAUAUUUUCUCCAUUGGUUUUUAGAGAGAGUGGACGGGGGGGGGGGGGGGGCAGAAAGAGAGAGAAUAACACCAAUUGGUUGCCUCCCACUUGCGCACCUGACCAGGGUGGGGAUCGAACCUGCAACCCACAUACAUGUCCUUGACUCAAACCCAAGACCUUUUGGUGCAUGGGCUGAUGCUCUAACCAUAGAGCAACACCAACCAAGGCGAUCAGACUGUUGGAUAAUUAGGGGAAAGCAAGGUAUAAGUAAAGACUUCCAGGUAUGACAGUGCAAGGCCUGUUGCAUUCUGGUGCCAGUGAAUGGUCCAGGGUGACCAGAGAUUUAGAGGCAGUGGGUAGAGCAUGAUAAUCGCUAUGUUCAAGCCUCUACAUGAACAUAUUAUGGACACACUGCUCAGCCUUUUAUUUCAUAUCACUCAGCCCAAUUAGGUGAAAAUUGUUACUUUCCUUAUUUUAUAGAUGAGGAAGCAGAGGCACAGAGAGGCAAACUUCCUUGCCCAAGCUCAUAGAGCUAGUAAGUCACAGAGCAGGUAUUCAGGCUGAGAAGGCCUGUCUCCUUGUGCUGUUAGCCACUUUGCUCUAUUGAAAUAUGGAUUAAUAUUGAAUCAGAGACCCUUGGAUAUGGGGUUAAGGAAUUUGGACUUUAUUCUCUAUAUAAUAGACAAGUCAUGGGAGGCAUUAAACAUUAUUAAUUGUGACAUUAAGGAAAUGUUAAAAGCCAUAUUUUUAUCCUAAUACAACUAUUUAAGUUACAUUUCUGCCUCUUCCUGUCAGUGCACACAUGCAUGCACAUUUACCAGAGGAUUAAUGUUUCCUGGGUAGGCACUUAUACUGUGCUUGGCAUGUCCUGAGCUCUUCUAGGUAGGUGCUGUGUUUAAUCCCAUUUUACAGCUGAGAUGAGGCAACAGGCACAUUGAGGUUAAAUAACCCCAAGUCAAAUAGCAGUAAGUGGCAGAGCCAAGUCACAGAACAUAUCAAGAUCAGGUCUAAUAUUUAAUAGCUGCAGAGUUGGACUACAGGGGAGGAAGCUGGGUCAAUAUUGGGGUUCCCAUAGCUGAACCCCUCCUAGGUUGGCAGAUGGAGAUACUACGGCCCAAGAGGAAGGCCCUUAGUCAAGGGUCACUCAGGACACCAGGACUCCUUAUAGAGCCCCAAGAUACUGGACAGAAUACAGUGUAAAAUGGCUGUCCUGGGCAUCCACGGUCCCACCGAUUUUGGCAUCAGGAAGAGUUGGGUUUGAAUCCUGUCCCUGCCCCUUCCCAGCUGUAUGACUGUGGCAAGUAAUUUCACCUCUCCGAACUUCCCUGUCUUCAUAUGUCAAAUGGGGAGACUAAGUACCCAAGGAAGUUGUCACAAUUCAGACAGAGAAUUCAGGUAAAGUAAAUAUCACAAAUUGGCAGCCCAUAGCUUGAUUCCAGCCUACAGAGAAACUUGGUUUAGCUUGAAAAAGUAAGCCAAUAUUUAAAAAUAAUGAAAUUUAGCCCUAGCUGGUUUGGCUCAGUGGAUAGAGCAUCGGCCUGCAGACUGAAGGGUCCUGGGUUUGAUUCCAGUGAAGGGCACGUACCUUGGUUGCAGGCUCAAUCCCCAACCCUGGUUGAGGCGCAUGCGGGAGGCAACCAAUCAAUGUGACUCGAUGUUUCUCUAUCUUUCCUUCCCUUCUGCUCUCUAAAAGUCAAUGGAAAAAUAUCCUCUUUAAAAUAUAUAGAUACGAAAUUUAAAACCUGGAAUGCUAAAAAGUGAGAUGCGUUUCCUCUGUGUUAGGAACAAGACAAGGAUGCCUUCUAUUAUUACAUCACCAUUAUAUUGGAGGCCUAACCAAAGCAAUAAGGCAAAAAAAAGAAAUAAAUGGUAUAAGGAGAGGGUGAAAUAGUAGCAAGAUCAAUAUACUGUGUUCCCAUAUCCAGAAGCACU
Myotis daubentonii (Daubenton's bat) is the source of this 6113-nucleotide messenger RNA. RefSeq names its product zinc finger protein 341 (gene ZNF341). Gene Ontology annotation, biological process: regulation of transcription by RNA polymerase II. Gene Ontology annotation, molecular function: RNA polymerase II cis-regulatory region sequence-specific DNA binding; DNA-binding transcription repressor activity, RNA polymerase II-specific. The record is from RefSeq and is a predicted model, not a curated record. Lineage: Eukaryota; Metazoa; Chordata; Mammalia; Chiroptera; Vespertilionidae. Gene Ontology annotation, cellular component: nucleoplasm.